UUCAUGCUUUGCUUUGAUCUGGAAUGUGACAAUCCCAUCCUUGUUUUGGACCCACAGUGGGUGAUUGACGCCUUCAAGUGCGUGAUAACUGCUAUUAAGUUUGUCAGCAGACUCACCGUUACCGAAAGGACUCUUUGGAAAGAAUUUGAGAUGACAGGGAGACUGCCGGAUAAGGUUUUGAAAAUGCUGUGGGGGAAACAUCCUGAAAACAAAUUCCUAGAUCAUAUGCCUGUUCUAGUAGCAGCCAUGGAGAGACUGGGACUUCUGGUGAAGCCGCUGCCGAAUGAUAAAGAUGAAAAAGUGAACUACUACGUUGUCCCAAGCAUGUUGAAGACAGCUGGAGAUACGGAGACAGAGAUGAUGACACAGAUUUUGUUUGAAUCCACAACAGAAAAAUCGUGCACAUUGUGUGUUCAAUUUCAAAAACGGUUCAUUCCACACGCCAUUUGGGAUAAAUUCAUCGCAGCCUGUAUCCACAGAUUCCAGCCUUUUGCAGUUCAUUGUAUGCCACGUUUUGGCUACUGUUACAGAGGUUUUGUCGCCUUAUCCAUUGACCCAAUCUGGAAUAUAUUGAUACACUGUAGUGGCAAUGUGAUGAAGCUCACUCUUUUCAAAAUGAAGGAUGAUAGUCCAGUUGUACCGGGAACAGGCCAUGCUAUCCGGGUCGUGUUAGCUGAGGUCCUCCAACAGAUACUGACCAUGAACCAGCAAGGCCAUCUGGAGUUCGACUACUACCUACACUGUCACCCGAUAGUGAGGCCACGUGACGAGGCAGUAGAGGCGAAACUACUUCUUCAGACUUCACCACUGACAUGUGUACAAAUAGAUGCCGGUGUCCAGAAAACGGAACCCAUACACAGACAACACUAUGAUGUCUGGUUUCAGUCCCUUGAAGAGAAUCCUGCUCAGGAUAUACCUGGUGUGGAUUUACUCAGACGUCCGACCUACAGAGAGCUAGGCCGUAUCGCGAAGUUCAUCUACGAAGCUCAUCAUAUGUUCUUCAUAGAACUUGGACUUCGGGACGCCGAGAUCAGCCAGAUCCGACAAACUUGUGGUCAUCUGUCCUUCCGGACACAGGUGACCGAGAUCUUCCUCUCGUGGAGAAAUACCCGUCCAGAUGCUAGCUUACAGCAGAUUGUCAUGGCAAUGAACUCGCAUGGAUUGAAUAACACGGACAUGAUGACGGAACUUGAACACAUCAACGACGUUAAUCUGCUACAAGGAUCAGAGAUACCGGAGUUUCAUUUGCGAAAAAUUCCAGGACCGCAGGAAGUUGAAGUCAUCGAAACAUUUGUUAAUAAAUCGUAUUUCAACUUAUUUCUUGAACUUGGAUUGGAGCCACAUACAAUCGAAAGGUCAGAAAUGGAUCACAAACAUUCAGUGAAAACCUUGGUCAUAGAACUGUUGAAUAUCUGGAUAAAGGAAUCCGGAGACAAAGCGACACUUAACAGCGUAUUAGUGGCAAUGAAAGAGUGCCGCAUGGAUGUAUACGCUGUGGCAAUGGAACUGGCUAAAGGCUUAUUGGCCGAAAGUUUAAGGCCUUAAUAAAAGAAACGUAUAUGGUAGGGUUAUUGGCUAUAAACUCUGGUAUGAAUAGUAAACCUCGUGUCUCUAUAUAGAUUAUGCUUACUUCUAUAACAUUCUACGUAAGACCUGAAGGAAACCUGAAUGAUUCUCAGUUUCACAUUAUAAUUUCAUCGGAAUAUGUUGCAUACAUUCUGAUGAGAAACCUUACUAUAUAUUUCGCUUGCCCUUACUUUCACUAUAUAUAUAUACACUGUUUUACGCUUGUAUUACACUCAAAAGACUUGUAGGGUGAAUCAGCGUUCAAUUUUGUAUCUACGAUGCCUAUAUGAGACAAAAUUCAGUGCAGACGUUUUUGGUUUUUUUUUCACAAUUCAUCAUGAAAAUCUCCUCGCGUAUGUUUUUUUACCGAUUGAAUGAACGGAAUUUAAGACAGGUUUUGAAAUUCCGAUAAUCUUGUAGGUUUUAUUCAACAAUUUUUCAGGCAAAAAUGAUACGUCAUUUUCGGCUUUUCGUUUGAUUUCCGUAAUAGAUCAAUUGUGAAAUGCAUUUGAAUAUUUCAGCAUAUUUGAUAUGUAUGUACUGUAGUUCUUAUUGAAUGAGCAGACAAUGCAGAAAUAACUAAUACGGUCAGUUUUGGAUUAAAACAUUAGUGAUUGAUGUUCUUAAAAAAUUAAAAUAACUCUUCAUAAUGAACGUGUAAGGAUUCGCACAAUACGGAAGCCCUUCCGGAACUCUUGGACUCGUUUUCUGUGUAUAAGGAUAAUUCACCUCAAAAUGACAAUGGGCGAUAAACACGACAAAUUUCUUUUCCAAUAGUGGAAUGAAAUCAUAUGCUUUCUUAAUCCGAGAGAGUAUAUAUUAAAUAACAAAAAUAGAAAACAUCAACAUGAAU
Molecule: messenger RNA, 2419 nt
Organism: Pecten maximus
Lineage: Eukaryota; Metazoa; Mollusca; Bivalvia; Pectinida; Pectinidae
Exons: 4
Coding region: 4-1545 (513 amino acids)
Biological process (GO): signal transduction
Molecular function (GO): protein binding
Source: RefSeq, a predicted model, not a curated record